CAGCAGUUAAUUACCUCAACGAUUACACAAGGACCAGAACGCCGAGGGCGUACUUUUCCCUGGGCUGCCGGUCAAGUAGCGAAUGUUCAUUCGGCUUCAAGUGCGCCACCAACCUCAUAAGAUUCGACCCUUUGCACCAGUCCCGCAUCUAACUGUGCGCGACUAUUCAAAUGAUGCGUCUAUCUUGACUUUGGAGCAAAUAGCGGAUGCAGGGUUUCCCAUGUCGAUGCUAGGAGAAGAGAUGUGGGCCCGGCGGCCUUGGGGUUUAACCCAUCGAAACCCGCUAGGACUGCGGGCAGAUGAACCAGCCCCCGUGAUGCUUGUGCAGACCAGUUUUAUAGGAGGUAUAGUCGUACUGUGUGAGUUGGCAAUACAACACGUGCGAUAUGAUAGGACAGGUGGCCGGCAUGGCUGUUCAAGGCAGCUGAGGAGAGGACUUUACAGACAAAGAGACAGAAUUAGCAACACAAAAAGGUAACUGUUUCUAAUCCUUAAUUAAGCUUUCAGUUUUCAAAAAUAGGAAAAAAUAAGAACUUCAAUGGUC
Messenger RNA from Cucurbitaria berberidis CBS 394.84, 544 nucleotides. RefSeq lists its product as uncharacterized. Bases 83 to 478 code for a protein of 131 amino acids. NCBI's taxonomy places the organism in Eukaryota, Fungi, Ascomycota, Dothideomycetes, Pleosporales, Cucurbitariaceae. The transcript has a single exon. The record is from RefSeq and is a predicted model, not a curated record.